Lactuca saligna is the source of this 4320-nucleotide messenger RNA. The record is from the annotation of a GenBank genome assembly. NCBI's taxonomy places the organism in Eukaryota, Viridiplantae, Streptophyta, Magnoliopsida, Asterales, Asteraceae.
AUGGUUGUUCUCUCAGAACUUUCAGUUUCAGAAGAGAUUGAAACCGGGGAAGAUCUAAAACCAGAAUUGGAGAGUGCCAUUAAAGCAUCUAGAGCUUCUAUUAUCGUGUUGUCCAAAAAUUAUGCUACUUCGACGUGGUGUCUUGAUGAACUGGUGUUGAUCCUUGAGCAACGUAUGACAUCCAAUCAUAUUGUCAUCCCCAUCUUUUAUCAUGUUGAGCCCACCCAUGUCAGGAAGCAAGAAGGUAGCUUUGGAGAUGCAAUGGCUAAGCAUAGACAGAAGAUGGAGGCAGAGUCAAAUUUAAAUAAAAGAAAUCAAUGGGCUGAAAAGAUAGAGCUUUGGAAUAAAGCGCUUAGAGAAGUUGCUGAUUUAAAAGGGAAGGAUGCAAACGGCAGGCUUGAGGUGGAGUUUAUUAAUGAAAUUGUCAAGGACAUCUUCCGUAGAUUACACAUAUCAUCAAGGUUUCCAUUACCACAACUUAUUGGGAUGGAAGUUUCCAUUUCAUUCCUCACUUCAUGGUUGAAGGAUGCAUCAUCGCCUACCACAGAUAUAGUUACUAUUUUAGGUAUUGGUGGGAUCGGGAAGACAUCUUUAGCCAAAUAUGUCUACGCACUACAUUCUCAUGAAUUUGACAGAAGCAGCUGCAUUAUAGACAUAAGUAGGCGAUGUGAUAAAAAGUAUAAUGGAAUGAUUGAUGUACAAAAACAACUCUAUGCUGACAUUUCCAAACCAAGUUCGGUAGUUCAAGUUCAUGAUGUUUCUAUAUACACCUCAAUGAUAGAGAAAGUACUAGCCAAUAAAAAAGUGUUUCUAGUUCUUGAUGAUAUUGGUAGUCUUGACCAGUUGGAUGCGUUAGUUGGAAGCAAAGGUUUUCGUCCAGGAAGCAAAAUUCUAAUAACAACAAAGGACGCAUGGUUGACACAAAGUUGUUCACUAUUCAAAAUGAAAAUUAAACCCAAAUAUGCAGAACACAAGCUUGAAGGCUUAUCUACUACUGAAUCCCAAAAACUUUUGUGUUUUCAUGCAUUCAUGUGUAAUAAUCCCAAGCCAGGUUAUGAAGAGGUGUCUGAAAAUCUUGUGAACUAUUGUGAAGGACAUCCAAUGGCUCUUGAAAUUUUGGGUAGGUCUCUACAUAAUCGAGAAGUAACUUAUUGGGAGGGUUACAUAGACAAACUAAAGAAAGAAAAUGAUUCCCCUAUAAAUAAUGUGUUGAGAAUGAGCAUUGAUUCUUUGGCAUCAGAGAGUGAUAAGAACUUAUUUAAGUAUAUUGCUUGUAUCUUUAUUGGAAUGGAUAGAGAUGUUACUAGAACAAUAUUAGAGGCAUGCGAUAUAGAAACAAAAACAGGGAUCACGAAUCUCAUCGACAAAUGCCUUCUUAGUGUUGGAGAUACUAAUGAAUUGAUGAUGCAUCAAUUGGUUCAAGAGAUGGGAAGAUUUUUGGUACGUGAAGAAUCACUUUACAAACCAUGGGAACGAAGUCGAUUAUGGGGUCAUGAGUCAUUUAGAGUAUUGAAACAGGAAAAGGGUACGGAAAAUGUUCUAGGACUCACUCUUGAUAUGAGAAUGCUUGAGAAAGAGAAGUUACAUGGAUCACUUGAGUUGAAAACAGAUUCAUUGAGUAAGAUGGAUAGGCUAAUGUUGCUACAACUCAAUUAUGUGCAAAUCAGCGGCUCUUACAAAAAAUUUCCAGAAGAAUUAAGAUGGUUGUGUAUGCAUGGAUUCCCUUUGAAAUAUAUACCUUCUGACUUAUCGAUGGAGAAUUUGGUUGCUCUUGACAUGUCAUAUAGCAAUAUUGAAUCAUUGGAGAUUUUCCAUAGCUAUCCACAACGACUUCAUAAGAGGCUGAAGCAAAUGAUUGGAUCGUGCUCAAAAGACAAAAGAUUGCUUGGUUCGUUGAAGAUUCUUAAUUUAAGUUUUUGUGAACAGAUUCGUAGUCUUCGUGGCUUUGACCACCUCCCUAAACUUGAGAGGUUAAUACUCAAAGGGUGUAUUGGUUUGCUGGAGGUUUGUGAAUCAAUUCAGCAAUGCCUUGAACUUGCCCUCAUUGAUCUAAGCUAUUGCAAGAAGCUGAAAAAACUUCCAAAAAGCUUAGGCAAAUUAAAGAAAGUUAAAACACUAUUGUUAAACGGUUGUCAUCUUGGUGAAUCUCAAAUCAGGAUUAGGGAUAUGGAUUCCUCAGAAAUGCUCAAGGCAAACAAUAUUGGCAUAAACACUAUAAGCUCUUCCUCCACUGUUGUGGAGGUUAUGCCAAGUUAUUCAAAGUUCUCUGUGAUUUCUUUACCGAGAUCUUUAGUGAGCUUAUCACUUGAGAAUAAUAAUUUGUCCUCUGAAUCCUUUCCUAUGGACUUCAGUUGCUUGCCUAUGUUAAAGGAAUUAACUUUAGAUAAAAAUCCUAUUGUUUCCCUGCCCAGUUGUGUGAGAACCCUUCCUAGGCUUGAGAUACUUAGUAUGAGCGAUUGUAAAAUGCUGACAACAUUUGAGCAUCCACCACAUACACUCACACAUUUGAACCUUCAUUCUAAUAAGUGUUUUUUACGAAAAGUUGUAUUUGAUCCACAAAUGUCCCCACUCAAGUUAGCACUAGGACGGAGGAUCUUGGUACAUUCAUCAUCUGAAUUUGAAGGUGUGAUCAAAAUCCAACCAAUUGCAGGUGUUGAGGAAAAAGUAUUACAUCGUCUGGGCUGGACUAAGCUAGACUUCCUGAACGGAAGGCACGUGACAACUUCUUCUACUUAUGGGGAAUCAGAGGAAUCUGAAAUCCAGAUGUAUUAUGAAUUUGGAAUAUUCAGCACAAUUUAUGGAGGCGAAGAGAUGCCGAAUUGGAUUAUAGAUAGAAGCAUGGGGCCAUCUAUAUCAUUUACCAUCUCAUCAUCUACUAACAAGCUCACUGGAUUAAAUUUCUGUUGUGUGUUGGCAUCUCCAUUUCCCGAUGAGGGGAUUGAAUUAGUAGAUGAUGUUCUCCUAGAUUUGCCGGUGAUCAAAAUUUGUAAUAUAACAAAGAACCUCACCUGGAUAUACCAACAUUACGUUGACAGUGUACUUGAUAUCGGUGGAAAGUGCUUGACAUUGUUAAGCCAUUGGAUGUUUGGGAUGAAUGAGAUGGAAUGUGGUGACCACGUUACUAUUAUGGUGAUGUGGGAACCAGAUGAUAUUGGUGAUGCAGUUAUCAAGGAGUGUGGGGUUGGUUUUGUAUAUGAUGAUGGCAACAUGGAUGAGAAACAAGAUGUGUUGGGUUAUUACAAGUCAUGGAAUCAUAUUAUUGGUCGAGAUCUCACCGGAUUUCAAACAACAACAGGCGAAUACAUCCUAAACAAAGAUCGAAUUUUGUGGCCUGCCCUUGAUAUAGUUCGACUAAACUAUUAUUAUCUAUGUGGAGAAGGCGCCCACUUUAUAGAUAAUGAUUUUUACUUCAAAGCCUUGUCCUAAAGGAAGACUGGUGUACUUGAGGAUGGCCGCUAAGCUCAUCGAAUCUAAGCAGUCUUCUUUCAGGUUUAUUUAUGUUUUCUAAUGGAAAUGAAGGUGCUUUUGGUUUUGGUGUUGUCUUGUCCCAGAGAGUUGGAUCUACAAAACAUGCAUGUUCAAAAUUUAUACAAUGCUAGGUUAGAUAUAUUUUGUGUACAUAUUUAUCUCGUUUUGUCGAAACACAAGCCUUUUUCACAACAACAUUCAUCAAUGGACACACCCUUUUGUGUUAAAUUGUUAAUAACUGAUAUUAUGUUCAACAUUAACUAAUAUAUACUCACAAUAUUCUGCCACAAACAGAGGCAGAGGCAGGGUUGUUGGAUUUCAGGUCAACGUUAAUAAUAAAAACUUCAAAAGUUAAAUGUGGACAAUUUUUGUUGGAUUUAAUUUUGGACGGAGGUAGUACAAUAUUUGUUCAUAGUCAUAUGGAAUAAAACCUGCAAACAUUGAUUGUCUUAUUCGUAGCCAAGGCUCUUAACAGCAGUUCACUAAAAGUGUAAAGGAGGAAAUAUACAUUACUCUAUUUUAAUUUCAAAAUUCUCUAUAAGACGAUAUCAUUCACUUUUGAACUGUUCAACAUAAAAACAAAAAUAUGAAAUUACUAAAAUGUGGAAGUUAAAAUAUGGCAAGGCAGAAACUAAACACUUAUUGUAAUCUAAGAUAUGAAAGACCUAAAUAUGGAACAUAUGAAAUAAAAAUCCAAUAUUACAAAAUUAUUAUAAUUAUGGAAAGUUCCCCAUUCUUAAAUAAAUGCUUAUAAUUAUUUAUGCAAUGAGGUUUUUCAUUUUUUUUUCUAAUUCUUAUCACAUUUUUUUUUCGGAGAAACCAUGUUUGAUUAUAGACAAAUUUACAUAAAUG